AUGUUCGGGGGCCUUGGCCGGCUGGCAGACGUUGACCACGUAUGCCUGCGAAGCGAAGGGGGGCCACUGCAAGUCCCCGACAGUAAGAAGUUCUCAGCAACCAGAGCAACUGCGAAAGAUGCUUACUGGAGGCAGACACAUCUCGCAUCUUUGCUGAAAUCUUGUUUUCCGAAGCCUGGUUUUCUUACUCCGAAGCAAUGA
Symbiodinium necroappetens is the source of this 201-nucleotide messenger RNA. The record is from the annotation of a GenBank genome assembly. Lineage: Eukaryota; Dinophyceae; Suessiales; Symbiodiniaceae.